Molecule: messenger RNA, 1194 nt
Organism: Cyprinodon variegatus (sheepshead minnow)
Lineage: Eukaryota; Metazoa; Chordata; Actinopteri; Cyprinodontiformes; Cyprinodontidae
Product: C-type lectin domain family 12 member B-like
Exons: 5
Coding region: 192-617 (141 amino acids)
Source: RefSeq, a predicted model, not a curated record
GAUCCUGCAAAAAAUUGCAGCUGAUUUUUGGAGGGGUCGUUGCCAUAGCAGCAAUAUUACUGGUGACCACAGUCACCUUAUCCUUUAUCCUAUUUGCCAGGUGGAAAACACCAGAAGAGAAUCAAAUAUUUCUAAAUAAGCUGUUGGAAAACCUGCAGCAGUGUCAAAGAAGGAGCCGUGACCUGAAAAAGAUGCUGCACUCUGCCACGCAAGACUCCAGGUGUGGUUUGUGUCCUGAAAGCUGGCUGUGGUGGAGAAAUCACUGCUACUUUUUCUCUGUCGGCCUCCAAGAUGACCGGCAGUGGAACGAGAGCGAUCAGUUCUGCCAGCAACACAACAGCAGUCUGGUUGUAAUCGAAGACUCUGCAGAGAUGGAUUUUCUCCAAGAAAUUAUGAGCGAGUGCACAAAAUUUCCUUUCCUGUGGGUCGGACUAACAGACAGCAAAAAGGAGGGACUCUGGCUGUGGUUGAACGGUGGAAAGGCUCAGCACAGUCCGCUGGUGACUGUGCAGUGGGACAGUGAUGAAAGGGACUGUGCAGACCUGAGGGGAGGCGGGACGCUGUUUGCCUCUAAAUGUGAUGAGCAUGGACCCUGGGUCUGCAAGAAAGAGUCCUGAACAGCCGUCACGAUCUUUUCAUCUAUAGAAUAUUAAUAAACUGAGAUCGAUAGUUGUAAAUGUUCAGGAAAGAUUAAACCAGCCCUAAUACUUUAUUGGUGCAGCUUAAUGGUUUAAUGUUUGCUGGAAAGAUUUAUAUUCUUCAGCCACAACAUUUUAUUUAUGAAAGCUUUUUUUUUCCUUUUAGGAAAGUGUAGUUUAAAGUGCAUGCACAUGAAAAGAACCAGAACAUGUUUAUCCUAAUAAAUGCUUUUUAUCUAAAAGUUACACAUUGUUUCUGCUGUGCUGUUCUGAAGAUCUAUGUUCUAACAUCUUUAAGGUUUAUCAUCAUCCUAAAUAUUGUCAUCCAACAAUGCUUUAAAUUGUUUAACCAGACACAUUGAGAGUACUGAGAUCACACUUAAACAAUCAUAGCACCUCUAAAAAAAAGAUCUCCUUUGCAGUUGGAUCAUCUUCUGGGGAUUGUUUAUGGGGCAACAGAGAAACGCAAAUUAAAAUGAAACAAACAGAAAUAUUAAGAUGUUUUUUUUCCUUUUAUCAGGGUCUAAAAGUCCACAACAGGGAACCUAAGGUUUGU